CGUGCGUACGUGUGAGUGAGCGUGUGUGUGUGCGUGUGUGAGUGUGUGCACGCGCGUGUGGAACCCGGGUACCGGGCGCGGGUGCCCCGCUGCCUUCCACACCCUGCCUGCUCCGCCGCUCCUUCCUCGCCCCUCUCCCUCACCGCGGGCUGCCAUCGUGAGAGAAGGCCGCGGGACACAGGUGUGCUAGGCUUGCGGGACCGCUGGAGACAAAGGGGGCGCGGAGGUGAGCCCGCCAUGGCCUCCCGGAGCCUGGGGGGCCUGAGCGGGAGCCGCGGCGGCGGCAAGAAGAACCUGAGCGCCCGCAACGCUGCGGUGGAGCGGAGGAACCUCAUCACCGUGUGCAGAUUUUCUGUGAAGACCCUGAUUGAUCGGUCUUGCUUUGAAACAAUUGAUGAUUCUUCUCCUGAAUUUAAUAACUUUGCAGCUGUUCUGGAACAAAUUCUAAGUCACCGGCUAAAAGGUCAAGUAACCUGGUUUGGCUAUGAAAGCCCUCGUAGCUUCUGGGAUUACAUCAGAGUGGCUUGCCGGAAAGUUUCACAAAACUGUAUCUGUAGUAUUGAAAAUAUGGAAAAUGUCAGUUCCUCCAGAGCUAAGGGUAGAGCCUGGAUCAGAGUAGCACUCAUGGAAAAACAUUUGUCUGAAUACAUCUCUACAGCUUUGAGAGACUUCAAAACAACAAGGAGGUUUUAUGAAGACGGAGCCAUUGUCUUGGGUGAAGAAGCAAAUAUGCUUGCUGGCAUGCUGCUUGGACUCAAUGCUAUUGACUUCAGCUUCUGCCUAAAGGGAGAAGGAUUGGAUGGCACCUUCCCUGCUGUAAUAGACUAUACACCAUAUUUGAAGUUUGAGCAAAGUUCUGACAGCAUCAGCAGUGACGAGGAGGAGCUCAGGACGUUUGGGAGCAGUGACAGUGAGGGCAGCACCCCGGAGAACGUGGGGCCCCCUCUCAUCAUGGAUGAGAACAGCUGGUUCAACAAGUGCAAGAGAGUAAGGCAGAAAUACCAGCUUACCCUGGAGCAGAAGGGCUAUCUUGAAGAACUCUUACGGCUUCGUGAGAACCAACUUUCUGAAUCCGUCUCUCAGAAUAAAAUACUACUUCAGAGGAUCGAAGAUUCUGAUCUGGCCCACAAAUUGGAGAAAGAACAGUUAGAAUAUAUCAUUGUGGAGCUUCAAGACCAGCUUAAAAGUUAUCAAAGCCUUGACCAGUUAUCAGCAGAAGUUAGCCUUUCUCAGGCCUCAUUGGAUCCCAGCCACUCACAAGAAGGAGACGGAAAGCAAGACUCAUUGAAUUUCAUCGGUGAAGGUAAAGAAGAUACUCCCUCACUUCUUGGUCUUUGUGGGUCCCUAACAUCAGUGGCAAGUUACAAGUCCCUAACAAGCCUAAAAUCCAAUGACUGCCUUGCAAGCCCCACCACGGAGAUAACAAGCCCAGGCCUGACUCCAUCCUGAAAGACUAUGUGAAAACCCAAAGUUUCUGUAUUGUAAAUAUUCUGUUUACAUACGUUUGGAUGCUGGGGAGAUCUUUGAAAUUUUAUAUUCUGGUACAUGCGUGACAUUUUGUUGUUUGGAGAUUUCAGUCCAGCCCAUGUAAAGUACUGAGGGAAAAGCAUAGUAGUCCCCUAUUUUUCUUUUUAAAAUAUUACAUUUGUCACUGAGGAUGUUUAAAGUUGAAUAGGCUUUAAAAAUCUUACAAAAAUUGUUUGAAUUCAUUAUAAAUUGUACAUAGUUGUUAUUCAACUGAUUUUUUAUAUUUGUUUAAAUUUGUCUUGGUGUCUAGAGACCAGGUUUUAUUCCAGAGACUUAAGCUUAGCAGUUUCUUUCACUCCUUUAUUUGGUGGUUAAAUUUGCACAAAAGGCAACUAGCUAAUUCCAUUAAGAACUUCCUGCAUUCUGAUGUCUGUAACGCGUGUUAAGGGCAAGUCCCAGCUGCAACCAACAGCUCUGUAAGCUUUCCUUUAUCAUUUGGUACCAACUUUUAGCAUCUCAUAAAUUUUGUAGAAAUGUGCCUUUUUAGGCGGUUCCUGACUUAAUUUGUAAGGUAUAGAGGAAAAGCAUUUUAUGUAGAAGAAAAUGAAUGCAUUUCUUAGACUUAUUUUCCCAGGUGUGCCUAAGAUAUUGGAAACAUUUCAAAAUACAGAACAAAUGUUGGCAAGGUGUUACUAACAUCAGGAGUUUUCAUUUUAAUUAGUGAUUUGAGAACUUUAAAAGAAAAACUCCUGAGUGACCAGGAUAUCUGACUGGAUCUGUGUCUGCGCUACAGUGCUGUUUUCUGUGUGUGCAACAUUGAGUUACAUACUGGUGUUUCACAGCCAUUACCACUAUGCUGUGAGUUCUCAUUGUUCAACCUGAUCUUAGUGUUUAAAAUUCUACACUUCUGCAGAAAAACAGAUUUUCUUUAAAAAUCUGUGUUUCAAAUUUUUUACAGUUUUGAAACAGCUACACAUGUCUCUAAAAAUUCCACCAUAUUGAAAAUGAACAUGUAUGAAGUGUAUAUUCUAUAGUAUAGUGAGGCAUAGGAGGAAAACAUGUGUGCCAAAGACGUUUCCUAUGCUGCUUCAUGAAGGAGCCACAGUGCUCACUCUUGUCUGUUGAUUUUUAUGUUUAAACCUAGCAGCUGUGGCAUGUAGGAAGUACAUCCCUCACUCCUAAAAAGCUUCCUGGGGAGAGCUAAACUCACACGUUCACUCCUUGUGUCCAAAGUGUAGGGGUGGGAGGUUCUCGGCAAUGGUUGGAGCUUAGUCUCAUGGUGUGGAAUUAGUCGAUAGUAACAUGACCAGUGUCACAUGUGAGGCAGUGCAGUCACUGAUCUCUCGGGUAAAGGAGUCCUGGAAGGUCGACAUAGACAUUGCAUUGGACGGCUGAGAACAUACUGACAGCUUUCCUUCUGUAGCUGAUGUAUUAGAGCAGAGCACCUCCAUCUGCUCUGAACUAUGUACACUGGCCAAAGCCACUUGGAAGUAGUGUCAGGAAUAGCAAAUGAAGACAGCAAGCCUGCAGGAGGCUGCAUGGGGACUUGGACGGUCGUGAGAGCAUUGGGAAUUUAGGCUGGUCAUGGGCACGCCUCUACUUUCCUAAGAACUAUCAAAGUGUUUACUGCUCUUAUCACCAUGGCCAGCUCUCACCUGUCAUUUAUGAUUUUUUCAGAUGUAAAACCUUGGUAAGAUUUUUUCAUACAUUUUUAUAAAGUAGAAGGGAAUACAAGAUUGCCCAGUUGGUACACUUUUUCAGAUCUGUCCAAUAGAAACACUAGUUUGUGACAUAUUCCUGCUGCAACUGCAGACUGAGACCUGACACCUGAGGGUCAUACUUUCCCUCCAUUCUUGGAGUUCUUGAUGGAAAGUUCACCUGCUACUGUAGAGCCCAAGUUUCUACAGUUCAUCUCCAGCUAGAUGCACUUCGUAAUGCUUGCAUGAGUGAACAGCGUCUCAGUCUUUAAUUUUCAGUGGUACUGUUUAUUUUUCAGAACCCCACAAAGAAUGCUGGCUUAUGUCUAUCUUUCCAUCUGUAUUUUGUUGCCUUGAUGUACUACAUUUGUUGCAUGUAUAUUAAAGAUUUUUUUUAACCAUA
Messenger RNA from Grammomys surdaster, 3567 nucleotides. It is a transcript of the gene Rundc3b, whose product is annotated as RUN domain containing 3B. The transcript is spliced from 10 exons. The record is from RefSeq and is a predicted model, not a curated record. NCBI's taxonomy places the organism in Eukaryota, Metazoa, Chordata, Mammalia, Rodentia, Muridae. Bases 238 to 1449 code for a protein of 403 amino acids.